AAGCUACUCAUUUUACCAUAUGUAUUAUUAAUGAGCUUCUUACUUCUCUCCAAGAAAAUAUAAAUGUUGAGUUUUUAAAUCCCAUAAUUAACCAAGGUAAAAAUUUUGAAUCUCAAGAAAAUCAAGAUAGUGACUCAUCAAUAAGCUCCUGA
Messenger RNA from Racocetra persica, 152 nucleotides. The record is from the annotation of a GenBank genome assembly. Lineage: Eukaryota; Fungi; Glomeromycota; Glomeromycetes; Diversisporales; Gigasporaceae.